Molecule: messenger RNA, 655 nt
Organism: Galdieria sulphuraria
Lineage: Eukaryota; Rhodophyta; Bangiophyceae; Galdieriales; Galdieriaceae
Product: U4/U6.U5 tri-snRNP component SNU23
Exons: 1
Coding region: 10-624 (204 amino acids)
Biological process (GO): mRNA splicing, via spliceosome
Cellular component (GO): spliceosomal complex; U4/U6 x U5 tri-snRNP complex
Molecular function (GO): nucleic acid binding; zinc ion binding
Source: RefSeq, a predicted model, not a curated record
GAAGACUGGAUGGAUGUUUAUAAAAAGUUUGAAAUGAAUAAAGGAAAAGCACGAGUUUCUAACGUGACAGGUAGAAGAACUUGGGACAAGGCUUUUUUUGAAGUAAAGGCGAAAGAACAAAAAGAACAAGACGAAAAGAAUGAAAGAGAAAGAGCUAAGAAAGCAAAGCAACCGGAACAAGACGACCCAUUCGCACCUACUCGGUCGUGGUUAGAAAGAAGAGACUAUCAGUUGGACUUUGAAAAAAGAGUUGGAAAGGCAACUGUAGUUUCCUCAUUGAGAGACAAGAAUAGCGGUUUCUACUGUGAAAUAUGUAAAGUGUUACAGAAAGACUCCAAUGCUUAUUUAAACCAUCUCAAUAGUCGAAUACAUCAAAAGAAUUUAGGUAUGUCGUUAAGAGUAGAAAGAGUAGAUGUGGACUCUGUAAAGAGUAGAAUUGAAAAGUUGUCACGAUAUAAAGAUGGUGAUGUGGCCAUCAUAAGGAGCCAAGAAGAAUCGGACUCAACCGACAUGAAACACUCUGAAGAGGAACAAUACGCUGCUCACUCAAAGGAUUCGGAAGACUAUGAAACGAUAGCCAAAACAAUGGGCCUACCACUCUCGUUUGCAAGUAAACACGAAUAACUUUAGUCCUUACAAGUUUUGCGUUUUUAUA